Molecule: messenger RNA, 785 nt
Organism: Calidris pugnax (ruff)
Lineage: Eukaryota; Metazoa; Chordata; Aves; Charadriiformes; Scolopacidae
Product: ovomucoid-like
Exons: 4
Coding region: 42-299 (85 amino acids)
Molecular function (GO): serine-type endopeptidase inhibitor activity; protein binding
Source: RefSeq, a predicted model, not a curated record
UACUGAGAGCACAGAUUGGCUGUGAAACAGGUCAAGAACCCAUGUCUGCCAUGAAGAUAACAGGCGUUGUUGUGCUCCUCACCUUGGCAGUUCUUUGCUUAGCAAAUGCUGCCAAAGAGGAUGAGGUAGACUGCAGUGAAUACAAGAGGUUAGAGAGAGGAAGACCUAUUUACUGUGAAAGACUCUAUCAACCUUUCUGCGGCUCCGAUGGGAAAACAUACAACAACAAAUGUUCUUUCUGUAAAGCAGUCCUAAGAAGUAGAGGUGCCUUACGUAUGAAGCAAGCAGGGGCAUGCUGAAUGAAUUCUGCGUGACGGAGAAGAGUGCUGAGAACAGCUGUACACUGCCUUAUCACAAUCUUUUAAAUAAUUUCAUUCAUCCUGCCUGUUCUGAUGAUGGUGAAUAAAGCACAAAAUAGGCUUUUCAUCGCAGCUCUAUCCUUUGCUGCUUCUCUCUGCUGCAGAGUGUUGGGAUCAACACUUCUGUCCUCUCUGCAAAGCACUUUCUCGGGAUUCUCAGGAGGAUUCCUAUUUUGUAGCAAAUUGGUUUCACAUGAGCCCUUCUUUAUAUAUUUGUCUCCAUGGUUAAAGUUCAAAUCUUCUGACAAUGCCACCUGAUUUUAGUGGACACAAGUCAGUGCAGGCAUUGACUCUGCUUUCCUUGUUCGUGAAGUGUUUUCUUUCAUUUACCCAGAAAUUUUUGCAGAUACUUCUUUUCAAAGGCUUCUGCUUUCCUAGGCAGUGCUUUGAGUCUUCCAGUUUUGUAGCUAAAUUUUAAGUUCUCAU